AUGGACCCCUCCUCCCCGCCGCGGCGGUGCUCCCUCCUCCGCCGCCUGCUCCUCCUCGCCGUCGCCGUCCUCGCGCUCCGCCUCCUCUACGGCGCCUUCCUCGCCGUCUCCGCUGGGCCCGCCGGCUGGCCGCUCUACCGGCCCGCCGCCACCACCGCCACAACAGCCACGAGGACCCACGUCGUCCAGGCCGACGUCCCGUCGCCGGAGGCCUGGCGCACCCGCCGCUGGCGCAGGGCGGUCGAAUACCACGCCGCCGUCAUCGCGCCGCACCUCGCCGCCGGGGCCCUCUCGCCGGCAUCCCGCGCCGUCUGCCUCGGUGGCGCGCAGGAGGCGCUCGCGAUGCGGGAGCUCGGCGUCGCCAAAGCCGUCGCCGUCGCCAGGAAGCGCGCGCCCCCGCUCGUCGUCGCGGGGGACGACCGACGCCUGCCGUUCGACGCGUCGUCCGUCGACUUCGUCUUCGCGGGGCGCGCCCUCGACGCCGCCAAGCGCCCGGCCGACCUCGCCGCCGAGGCCGCGCGGAUCCUGAAGCCCGAGGGCCAUCUCGUCGUCCUCACGUCCAGCGCCGCCGACGCCUACAGCCUCCGCUCGAUCCAGGCGCUCCUCCCGUCGCUCCGCCUCGUCCGAUCUCGCGAGAUCGACGCCACCCAGGACGGCGACUCCUCCACACUCCGAGAACUUGUCUUCCAGAAGAAUCCUCAUCCCACUGGCACGGGCACUUCAUCAGUGAACAACUGCUCGGUUGGGGAUCACAGGCGCCAGCUCCUCGCGCACGCCGAGCCACUGAUCCAGGAAGAGCCACUCAAGCCGUGGCUCACGCUCAAGAGAAACAUCAAGAACGUCAAGUACCUCCCGGCGCUGGCCGAUAUCAGCUUCAAGCGCCGGUACGUGUAUGUCGACGUUGGCUCGCGCAGCUACGGCUCCAGUAUUGGCAGUUGGUUCCGCAAGCAGUACCCUAAGCAGAACCACACAUUCCAGGUGUUCGCCAUCGAAGCUGACCCGGCGUUCCACUCUGAGUACGCGGCAAAGAAGGGUGUCACGUUGCUUCCUUAUGCAGCCUGGGUCAAGAAUGAGACACUCAGAUUCGAGAUCAGUGGUGAUCCUGGAAAGGAGGUCGAGGCCAAGGCCAAUGGCCGUGGCAUGGGGCGCAUCCACCCCGCCACCGGGAAGAAGAUGUCCGGCGAGGUCAGGAGUGUCCCUGCGUUUGACUUUGCCGAGUGGUUGAAGCAGACCGUGACGGAGCAGGACUAUGUGGUGAUGAAGAUGGACGUGGAGGGGACCGAGUUCGAUUUGAUCCCAAGGCUGUUUGACACGGGCGCAAUCUGCUUGGUCGACGAGCUUUUCCUUGAGUGCCAUUACAAUCGGUGGCAGAAGUGCUGCCCUGGUGAGCGGUCGCCCAAGUAUGAGAACACCUACGAGGAGUGCCUGGACCUUUUUAGCUCGCUGCGGGAGAGCGGCGUUCUUGUGCAUCAGUGGUGGUAA
Molecule: messenger RNA, 1482 nt
Organism: Miscanthus lutarioriparius
Lineage: Eukaryota; Viridiplantae; Streptophyta; Magnoliopsida; Poales; Poaceae
Source: the annotation of a GenBank genome assembly